AUGAAGUUUUGGGCUGUUCUCGCUCUUGCAGCGGCCGUUGCGGCUGUCCCAUUCGAGGGUGUCUCUUUGCACAAACGUGCCGGAGCAAGAAGCCAUAUUGGAUAUCGGAUUGUCUCCAAGGCCGAAGCCGACGCCAUCAACGCCAAUGAUGGAAAGGCAGUGCAGUCGCUCGGAACCUCGGGUAGACAGUUGGGAACCGGCACCUACAUCUCCCCAGCGUUCCAGGACUUCCCAGAGUACGAUCCUUCCAAGGGAAUACCGUGGGACUGUGUCGUGACCAUGGACGCCGAUACCUGGAGCGGACUGAAGAAGGCAUGGAUUCCGAAAUUCUAUGAGUUCCCGGAAGACAAGGAGAAGAACCCGGACAAGUGCAAACCACUCAACCUUUGGACCCCGAGAUGGAUGCCUAAAGAGGCCAAUCGAAAACGCUUCUUGACCAGCUUGGACUCCUCUUUCACGGAAGAGAAUACGAUUCUCUUCUCCAAGGUGUUGGGUCAUGAGGAAAAGAUUCAAGCUCUGAUUCCGCCAGCGAUCGUUGACACUGGAGUGGUCUACAUGUCUCAGUGUGCUGAACGAGAGACAGAAUCCAACAAGCAGAUUGGCAGUCUUGGUAGUGUUGAUUGGGACACUGACAAGAUGGAGGGCUGGAAUUUGGGCUCUGAUGCUGUGUAG
This is a messenger RNA of Colletotrichum gloeosporioides, 672 nucleotides long. RefSeq lists its product as uncharacterized. The coding region runs from base 1 to 672 and encodes 223 amino acids. The record is from RefSeq and is a predicted model, not a curated record. The transcript is spliced from 3 exons. NCBI's taxonomy places the organism in Eukaryota, Fungi, Ascomycota, Sordariomycetes, Glomerellales, Glomerellaceae.